Molecule: messenger RNA, 5815 nt
Organism: Salvelinus sp. IW2-2015
Lineage: Eukaryota; Metazoa; Chordata; Actinopteri; Salmoniformes; Salmonidae
Gene: pbx4
Product: pre-B-cell leukemia transcription factor 4
Biological process (GO): brain development; eye development; regulation of transcription by RNA polymerase II
Cellular component (GO): nucleus
Molecular function (GO): RNA polymerase II cis-regulatory region sequence-specific DNA binding; DNA-binding transcription factor activity, RNA polymerase II-specific
Source: RefSeq, a predicted model, not a curated record
AGGAAAACGCUAACCUUUAUCGAGGAAAAAGAUCUGAGAAAACACACUACUGCAGCCAAGAGUGUAAUGGAAUUCAACUUUCCGUGGCUGUCCGGUGGAAAAGAAUGCCAUAACUUUCAGCAAACAUUUUUUUCCUCAAACGUGAUUUUUUACGUGGGAGGAGAAUGACUGUCCCAGCUGAGGACCCGUAAAAAUAUACUGGUUAUCAUUUUGUUGUUAGCUAACUAUUUAGCAUGCCAGCGUCGUUGCCUUUUAAACUAGCAUAGCCCACUUGCUACAUUUUGUUUGGAAUAAUUCAAUCAGUUGCGAUUCUAUUUUAUCACACAUCAAGCUAGCUAGUUAUGUUCUGAGCUUUAGCAUUGUGGUCCUCGUUAACAUUAUUAGCCACUUUUAAUUCAGUUAGCGUUAUUUACUUGCGCCAGCAUAGUUAUCUAAAUUAACCCACAUUUUGCCUGUUAUUUGCAUAGCUAGUGUUAUCAAAUUAUAGUAAUUUAGUUAUUUUCUUUGCCGAUGCCAUACGAGUUUGUUUUACGCACUUGAAGUAUCUAGCUAACUGGCUACUUAGCGAGCUAAUUUGGUAAUUAGCUACACUAGCUAGCGCGAGCUGGUGUUCUGUGAACGAUGCACACUGGUCCUGGCGCUGCUUUUUCCAGUCUGCGAAAACAAUACUCUGUUUUGAUAAGCCCCUUUGAACCACCGCACGUUUGAUUUAUUGAUGUAUGCCUCUAGCUAGAAAGGUGUUUGGACAUUUUGUUUUGUCUUAAUUUUUUUGCAUUAUUUUGAAUGCAUAUUUUAUUCGCCGCACAGAACGCUUUUCUUCUUGUUUUAGCGUGAGGCGCUGUCUGCCAGCUCCCUAGUUAGUGCAUGUGUCCGUUGCUUUUUUCCCUGUAUGUUUCUCAGGGCUACAAAGCUAGCUUGCCAGUUGCUUAGCUAGCAGCAUUUAUUCGCUAGUUUACCGUGGUUAUUGACGAGCAGCACAAACCGUUUAUGAAUGUGGAACUGCUUUGGAAUUUAAUUUUUUAGGUUAACUAGCUGGCUGUAAUUAAUUACUAUCAGCCAGUGGCGUAUGAUUUGCGCUGGGGGUUUCAUUGUUAGCUAGCUAUCUGGCUAAUUGUGUGAAUUCGAUUGUGAGGAAAGGACCUAGGUUAUUUUGAAAGUAGCUAUGGAUGAUCAGACGCGAAUGCUGGCAGGUCUCGCCGGACUCGGCGGGUUAUCACAAGGCGACGUUGGCGACCCUGACUCGGUUAGAAAACAGCUCGGCCAACCGCAACAAGACAUUGGGGAUAUUCUACAACAGAUCAUGGCCAUCACAGACGAAAGCCUGGACGAGGCGCAGGCCAGAUGCUGGCCAGAGGAGUCGCCGGCGCACUGGGGCGGAUCAGAUGACCCCGCAGAGGGAGGGGAAGCUGGGGGGGGGCACGGCAGGGGGUGGCCUGCCGCUCAACUUCCAGCACAGGAAACACGCCCUGAACUGUCACAGAAUGAAGCCCGCCCUCUUCAGCGUUCUGUGUGAGAUCAAAGAGAAGACGGUGCUGAGUAUCCGAGGCAUUCAGGAUGAGGACCCCCCAGACCCCCAGAUCAUGCGUCUGGACAACAUGCUACUGGCCGAGGGCGUGUCUGGCCCGGAGAAGGGCGGGGGCUCGGCUGCGGCGGCGGCUGCAGCAGCAGCAGGAGGGUCGCCCGGCGCCGACGGAGGCGUCGAACACUCAGACUACAGAGCCAAGCUGGCCCAGAUCAGACAGAUCUACCACUCUGAGCUGGAGAAAUAUGAACAGGCAUGCAGUGAGUUCACCAACCACGUGAUGAACCUGCUGAGGGAGCAGAGUCGCACGCGGCCCAUCUCUCCCAAGGAGAUCGAGCGCAUGGUGGCCAUCAUCCACCGCAAGUUCAGCUCCAUCCAGAUGCAGCUCAAACAGAGCACCUGCGAGGCCGUCAUGAUCCUACGCUCCAGAUUCCUUGACGCUAGGCGUAAGAGGCGUAACUUCAACAAGCAGGCUACAGAGGUUCUGAACGAGUACUUCUACUCCCACCUGUCCAAUCCCUACCCCAGUGAGGAGGCUAAAGAAGAGCUGGCCAAGAAGUGUGCCAUCACCGUCUCCCAGGUUUCUAAUUGGUUCGGCAACAAGAGAAUACGGUACAAGAAGAACAUUGGUGGAUAUCCUGCACCGUGUUACACACCUGACGGCAGGCUAUGAGGAGCUGACCGCUAGCACCCUCUAUGCCCCACACCGCCUCGACACUAGCAACAGCUGGCAGGACAACACCCACCCCUCCUGUGUCAUUUCUCCACCAGGUCCCCCUGGCAGCGUCCACUCUGACACCUCCAACUGAGACACCCCUCUUCCUCCACCACAAGAGACCUCUUUCUUUUGGGAUAUGCUCGGACUACCCCCCCAUCCUCCUUCCUGCCUACCUCUCCACUACCGGUCCGGACUGGGCAACUCAUGCCAGGCGCUGUGUAUACACACACAUACACACUCUCAAACACACACUUCUGUGGACUGUUAAGAUGGACAAGUGAACAGAAGACAUUUACCUUCCACACUACAGAAAUUCUGGAGGUUUGUUUUUGUCUUCAUAUUGAAUGAGGAGACUGACUGGCGCCUGAUCAUGACAUCAUAACCCCUCGCCGCCUCCAGGMCCUUUGACCUUUGGGGAACUACUAACCCAACCUGGCUGUGUAGGGCAGGUGAUGAUCACUGAUGAUGUCUGUACAUUACCUGUGUAAAUGCUCAUGUCAACUCCACAGUGUUCACAGCCUGCCCAUUACCUAUCCCUUGUGAGGUUCUGGUGUUGACGCGUGUGAUAGUGGUCACACACACACACACACUCUGGCGAUACGGAUCACAGGACGAGCUCUGCUCACCUUGCUUGUACCAAAGUGAUGUCCUCUCUCCUCCUUCCCCCAACCUGAUAGUUUUCACCCCCCUUCUGUUCCUCUGAGAACCAACUAGUAACACAAAGACACCGCUGUUGUUUCUCACGUCUUUUAGUAUUGACUGAGUGCAUUAUAGGUCAGACAUGCACACACACACCCCACUUUUACAACCCCUCGUAUGGAAGGUGGACACAGAUCUGUCAAGCACAAACUUUUGCACCUUUUUACAGGUGCGUCUACCUGGCGACAGUAGUUCUGGGGAGUUGAGCAUACAGUUGGCUUGAGUGCAGGACUGAAGAUGGAGCGGGGAAAUGAGCGAUCCUCUUUAGUCCUCCAGAGGUCGUUUCUAUUGCGUCCCCCUUCGGUUAGUCAUCAAAAGCUAUAGACUCUUUUGUAGGCGUUUACUUUCCUCUGUCAACUACUUUUAGUUGAUUGUAGCCUUUUUCUUUCUAGUGUUUCACAAAGAAAUGCACCAGCCACCAAAUAAACAAAGUUUAUUUAUAGAACUUAAAUGUGGUGUUGGGAUGGUGAAAUGGGUGGAAUGAAAUACAUUUUGGGGCAGAGAGAUGGCUAUGUCAUAGGGGGGGACAAAAUGUGACAUGAAAAUGUUAAAAAAAUAUUUGUGACCGUCUUCCAAUGCAUGUAGGCUUUUUAGGUGUUCAGUGAUGGUUCUCAUUUAAAUAUUCCAGUUAUUUAGCUUCUUCACUUUUGUUUUCUCAAAGACACAGACCAAAAAGGAGUAAUGCGUUAUGCUGUAUGUACAGAGUUCUUAGAUGUUUCAAUCGGGAUGGGUUAAUGAAUACAGCCCAGCCUUACGGGGUAAUGCUGGGCCGUAUUCAUUAGGAACCAAACUGGCUGAAACAGGGAGGGACUUACCUGAAUUUGUCCAACAAUAAAUGUUUUUUUUGCCAUUACUAAAUGUUUUUGCUACGGUGCAAAACGUUUCACUUUCGGUGUACACUAAUGAAUAGGACCCUGGGUUUAUACUCCACCAAACGGUCUCUGGAUCAGAACUUUGCUGGGGCAUGCACCGAAGUGCGUGAAGUCACAUAGAGGUUAUGGAGUACAUUCAGCCUUUACAUUUUUUUAAUCAGUUUGUCUUUGGUGUAUUUAAAAACUGUGGCCUCCCCACUAGCAGGGUAUUGUUCAGUAGGGCGAAAACAUUUUAAAAACCGAGUGAUACAGGUAGAUGCUACUACCUGAACUUAUCCAAUAGGAAUGUGUGUUUUUGGUUGCAAACCAUUUUGCUACGUUGUGCCCUACUGAACAGGACUCAGGUGGAAGUUCCCGGUCGAGACAGGGCUUAAACUCUCAUCUACUCAUAAUAAUCUGUUUUGCUCACAGGCCACACUACAACUUUGCAUCGUACCAAAAAUACCAGUUAUCAAUAAUGUAAUUAUGAUGAUUAUAUUUCACACAAAAAAGUUGGUGAAUAAAAAGUUUUCAGUUUUGGGGUAGAGGGAAUUGUAUUUGUAUUUUUAUGGUGUUGUCUGGCCUCAUGUCGUUUAAGUUUGGGGUUAUAUGGGGGGGGGGGGGCUGUUAUGUCUGUCACACUAGUGCUAAAGAAUUGAUUGUAUUGUUGCUGAGGAGACGACAGAGCAUCGUUGCCGUAGAGAGCACCUGUUCCAUGGGAAGUCAUGUUGUUUUCUCCCUUUACUCCAUCUCAGAAUCUGCAUCCUAUUGGUUUAGCUCUAUGAUUUGGCCAAUCAGCAAGGGCUUUACUCUGUUAAUAACUGUUACCAAAAAGGCACCACUGGUUUUAUUACGAUAAACAAGGUAGUCUUCAGUUUCUCUGAUUUCAUUUUAUUUUUAUUCAGCUUAAAAUUGUUAUUUACAAUCAUACAUCAACUGUUAAGAGUACCGGGCAUUUUGAUAAAGGACAAACUAUAUAUUAAACAGAUAUAUACAGACAUCGUUACAGAGAACUCUUAUAUUGUAUUACCCAAAUUAGUGUCCUUGUUUACUGUUAUUAUAAACAUUUCAUAUACCUUAUUAUAUCUUACAAAUAAUGCUACCACUACUACACCAAAUUAGUCUUGUCUUUUUCUACCAGUCGUAAAUGGAUGUCACUGUACAGAUUGUGGAAUGUUCGUUUCUCUUUUUAUAAACCCUCUGCUUUAUUUUUGGGUGAGUUGYCUGAUUGUUUGGUCUAAUGUUCUUUUGAGGUUGGGGCAAGUUAAUUUGUUCGUUUUUUWAAAUGAUUAUUUUCAUAUUUUAACUUGGUCUUUUUGUUAAUUGGGGUUGCAGUGUGGGGGUUAUGGGUAUUGUAGUUGUGUUUGGUACUGUGUGAAUUCCAAUUGGAACUUUUGUGAAACCGCAUUUUAGCAAUAACCGCUGAAUUAAUGCAAGAGCCAUUGUUGGCCAUCUUGCUAGCAUAUACCGUGAAUGCAUUUAAUCAGCCCUUACCUCAACUGGGGGGAAAAAACAUCUUUCUCUCACAUUUUUUGAAAUCCCUUGAUUUCCCUUAUCCAUUUAACUUCGGCCAUUUUGUCUGGAUUGACCCUAUUUUUUWAAUAUUUUGUGUUCUCACAGUAUUUUAUAGUAACGAUACAGUUAAACGUAAAAAUGGAGCUACUCCUAUACAGGUUGGGCCAAUAUUGAGUCACAUACUGUAGGAUUCUACCACAUAAUAUUAUAUCUGCGACCGUAGAAUUCCACAGCACCAAAUCAAACGAUACAUUAAAGCCUUUGUCACUUGGUUUUGUUAGUAUCUUUGUAUAUUGCUCACUCUUCUUCGUCCCCCUGUAUUUGAAAUACCCCCGCUUGUCUCUACCUCUGUCUCUUGUAUAUAAAACCCCACUGUUUCAAGACCUGUGAGUCUGUACGAACUCAUUUUAUACCUCAACUUUAGAAUUGUUCUAGAACGAGUAAAAAGAAUGACAAGUUGUAGUGUUCCUUAUUAGAAGAAAAAAAUGAAUAAAAUAAUUGUGCUUUUCA